Meloidogyne enterolobii is the source of this 215-nucleotide messenger RNA. The record is from the annotation of a GenBank genome assembly. NCBI's taxonomy places the organism in Eukaryota, Metazoa, Nematoda, Chromadorea, Rhabditida, Meloidogynidae.
UUCUACAGGACAUGAUUGUAUAUGGUAAAGAAAUAGGCUCUCAUAUAGAGCUCGAACCAAUGCCGAACGAUUUGAAAAUUAUUGAAAUGGAUAUCAACGAAAAACAUUUGGAUAAAGAAAAAAUUGAAAACGAUGAUGAACUAACUGAAGCUUAUUAUAAGUUUAAAGGUUCAAAGCAAUAUGAUGUAGGAAUUUUUGAAGGUAUAAGGUUCUAA